AUGUCUGCCAGAAUCCCCACGAACAAGAGAACCGCUGUUCUCAACGAUGGAAAUCAGAUCCCGCUUAUUGGUCUGGGCACGUACCUUUCGAGGCCCAAUGAGGUUCAAGACGCAGUUCUCGCGGGAUGGAGAUGUGGUAUGCGGCACUUUGACUGCGCCCAGUUUUAUCAGAAUGAAAAGGAAAUCGGUUCGGCUCUUGAGAUCCUCAGGAGGGAGGAACCGAGUUUCAAAAGGGAAGACCUUUUUAUCACCAGCAAAGCUUGGAACUCACAUCACCAACCCGAGAAUCUGAAGAAGGCUCUCGACCAGACGCUGGAAGACUUGGGCACGCAUUAUUUAGAUCUUUACUUGAUUCACUGGCCGGUCAACUUUGCUGCGGUCUCUGACGUCAAGUCAGAGACUGGAGUAAAGCUCGAACCAUCUGAAGAAGGCGUGAUGUUGCUCGACAGGGAGUUGAGCUUGACUACCACCUGGCAAGCUAUGUUGGAGGUCCAGAAGGUUGGUAAGGUCAAGAGCAUUGGCGUCAGCAACUUCAGCCCGACGCAUAUUCAGAAGCUGAUUGACGAGACUGGUAUAGUCCCAGCAGUCAACCAGGUUGAGGCCCAUCCUCUGCUGAUUCAACAGGAGUUGCUCGACUACUGCACGUCGAAGGGAAUCCAUGUUACCGCUUACAUGCCGUUCGGCGGCGACGCGACUCGUGGAGGGGCCAAGGUCCUCGGGAAUCCCGUGGUGGACACGAUUGCUCGCAAAUUUGGGAAAGAUGCGGGCCAAGUGCUUGGGUCAUGGGGAAUCAAGGCAUGUAUUUCCUGGUUCCAGCACAAAGACAUAUUUCUGACACGACAUCAGCGAGGGUUCUCUGUGUUGCCAAAAUCUGUGAAGCCAUCCAGGAUUGAGUCCAAUUUUCAGGUGUUCGAUAUCGACAACGAGAGCUACGAAACUCUCACCGCUCUUGGCCGCAAAGAGUCGGCCCGUUUCGGGGGUCUUCCCUUCACUUUCGAUCCAGCCUGGAAUGUCAAUGUCUUUGGUACUCCUCAAGAACGCAAGGCGGGUCUUCUCGAACCAUUCUGA
Molecule: messenger RNA, 1068 nt
Organism: Colletotrichum karsti
Lineage: Eukaryota; Fungi; Ascomycota; Sordariomycetes; Glomerellales; Glomerellaceae
Product: aldehyde reductase i
Exons: 8
Coding region: 1-1068 (355 amino acids)
Cellular component (GO): cytosol
Molecular function (GO): aldose reductase (NADPH) activity
Source: RefSeq, a predicted model, not a curated record